UGGCAUCCCCUCCUCUCCCUCCUACUCGUCGUGCGUGUGCAUGAGGCCCGCGAACUUUUCGCUCCAUGUGCUGCCGCCGUAGGUCGAAGGACCCAGCGACGGAAGACCGGGAAUCUCAUCUGACUGCAGUUCAUCUGUUCCCUCGUUCUUUCUCGACAUUCUCCUCUCCCGGGCUUUACCUACAGGUAUAGCUCAGGAUUUCCGGGAGGCCGGGAGAGCAAUCGGCAGCCAUGGUGGCCUCUGUUGAAAAUGGUCUCGUCUCGAGUACGUAGCUUCCUGCUAAUGAUGAAGGUUGUCCGUGGUCUGGAGAUGGACAGUGAAGGUUUAAUCGAGGUUUAGAGCGAGGGAUCGCGCCUAAAAAUCCGGAAGGGAGACCCGAGAGAAGAAGAGUGUGCGUAGGAUGCGUUCACUGCGGAACUGGUGAUAAGUAAUUAAGCCAUGGGCUUGUGCUGGUCGACGCCAGGGUUUUAGGGAAGACCGGAAUUUCGGUCGUCUAUCCGUCCUCUGUUCUUAGGAUACUGCCGCUCCAUUAUACUUUGCGGAACUUUCUUGCUUUGAAUGCCCUACAGACUUUUCCUCCAGUAACAUUCCAGAGCGGAAACCGAUACUCUCAGUAUGUCCUCUUACAAUCUUUCAUAGGAGGUCAAAUGGUGGUAUGACGAUGAAGGUUUGGAACUUCAUUGUAGCUGCCGGGCAGAAAAAGCGCUCAGUGGUAAUGUUGUGCUGAGGUAGGGUUGUCAAGGUGUUCUCUUAGAGGUUUACAUUGUCUGACAACCAAACGCGAAUGUAUCUAGAUGGAGUUAGCACAGGUACUGUUUUCUGGCUGCGGGCGGAGAUCGAACUUCUUUGACUUGAAUUCCACUUUUCUUCCGUUGAAGCCGAGCUCACGACCAUCAUGUCUCUUUGCGAUAUCGCCUUUGUCUUCGAAUCUCUGGAAGGGCUCCUCCUCUUCGUCGGAUUCGCUCAGCAUACAGCUUGGAUCGUCCCUUGACGCAUUCAAAUUGGUCCAGGCAGAUGUUGUGAAGGUACAUAUGUUGUCGAAACGGAAGCGGAGGUUGAAAUACUACACGAAAUUGGCCGGGAGGCUUGCAGAAGAUGGCCAUCUUUUGGAAAUGGCCGAUCUUGUUGCAAUGCUUGCUGAUGCAGGCCUCGAUCGCUUCAAUUUCAUCAACUCAAUAAGUUUGGACCAUGUUCAUUCCGCUUGUACCUCUGCCCUGAGUGAAGGCCAGUUGGAUCUUUUUAUGGCGUUUGUUAAGAAACUGCAUGCAGCUGGAUUUUGUGCUUCGAGAUUUGUGGGAGAUGGAGCGAUGGCCCUUUUGUCGGAAGAGUGCAACAGUCUGCUGAUGCGCGGUCAGUUGGACAGAUGUAUCAGUGUCCUAGAGACUCUAUCAGGAUCUGGGUUUUUAUUGAGAAAGGUGGUUGAUACAAAGCAAGUUAUUUUAUGUUGCGCUAGGUCCCGCAACGUUGAUGCUGCUAUCAAAUAUGCCAGUAUGUUGCCUCCCAUCAAUCUUCAUUACAACCACAUGAUACAGGAAUUCGGUAACCAAGGAAACUUGCAGGCCGCAUUCACAAUAUUUAGCUCUAUGGAAGAAGCGAAUAUAAAGCCAGACAUGUACACUUACCGAACUUUGAUAGAUGCUUGUGCUCAUCAAGGGGAUGCUUCGAAAGCUACAGCUGUUUUCAAGGAGAUCAUACAGUCCGGAAAUCAGCCCAAUGUCUAUGUUUAUAACAGUUUAAUGAAUGUUCAUGCUGGAGACGCGGAGGUCGUGUGGCAGUUGUACGAGGAUAUGCGGAGAGUUGGAGUGGAGCCCGAUUUGGCUACCUACAACAUCAUGCUAAAGUCCUGCAGUGUCUCGAAAUGCGCCGAAAGGGCAAAGGCCCUGUACAGUGACAUGGAGGCUGGGGCAGCUACAACAGGGCUGAAACUCGACGUCUUUACCUAUACGACUGCUAUUCAUAUCUUUGGAGAAGCGAAAAUGUGGGACUUGGCUCUGAAAGUGAAGGAGGAUAUGAUCGACGCUGGGGUCACUCCCAAUGUGAUUACGUGGACAGCGUUGCUGGGCGCUUGUGCUAAUGUUGGUAUGGUGGAACAAGCUUUCAACAUUUUUAGCGAGAUGUUGGUGGCCGGUUGUCCCCCUAAUUCUCAGACUUACAACAUGCUGAUAAAUGCUUGUUGUGAGGCCAACCAACAUGAUAGAGCCUUCUUGCUAUUCAAGGAGUGGAAAAAUACGGGAAAAAUUUUAUCCUGCAGAGAAAUCGAGGAUUCAGAGUUUUCUCCCGUUCAAAUUGGCGAAUUUCUUCUAGAGGAGUCAAUAUCGGGUUCCUGCGAGGAUGAUGUGAAGUCUUCCACGAGGUCUUAUCACUCAAAGCCGAAUUUGGUUACAUACAACACUCUGAUGAAGGCUUGUGGUCAGGAGCCCAAGUUGGUCAAAGAAGUAAUGGAUAACAUCAUAUCAGCUGGACUGACGCCGGAUCGAACCAGUUGGUCAACUCUUAUUGACGCGUAUGGUAGUAAAGGCUACUUGGAAGAGGCCAUCAACGUAUUCAGGAGUAUGAAAGAUGUUGGCAUCACUCCCGAUCUUGUUGCGUACACAUCAAUCAUCAAAGCAUGUGUCGAAGCCAGAGACUCUGACAUGGCUUUUCAGUUUUUUCGUGAACUUAAGGGGGUCGGUUUGAGGCCAAAUAAGGUCACCUACAACACCCUUUUCAGGGCACAACGUACUUGCCGGAAGCUGUGCGAGGUCCAGCGUGCCCUUGCACUAUAUGAAGAGAUGCGGGAUGCUGGAUUUGCCCCCAAUGAUGGCAUAUUGAGAGUGCUGCUGGAACAGUGGGCAGAAGGCGCGAUCGAAGAUGGUGUUAGUGAGCAAAGAGCCAGUUCUGUAAAAUACCAGAGAGAAGCGUCAGCUGGCUUUUCUGAAUACACUCAGUUGUUGCUUCAGAAAGUGGCAGUGCAUGCUCAGGCUAAAAACCCUGAACCUAAACUGAUCGAUUUACACGGGCUCUCAAGGGGAGAGUCCCGAAUAGCAGUACUGGCUGUUUUGCGCAUUAUCAAGGAGCGCUAUAGCCAAGGCCACCCGAUAAAAGACGGACUGGUCAUCAUUACUGGCAUCGGAAGACAUAGUGAGAGUCCAGGGAAUUCUGUUAUUCGGCAUGCUGUCUUGCACGUGCUUCAAGACGAGUUGGGUCUUCCCGUUACCUGUGGCCCAACGGAGAUCCGGAUAGUUCGCAAGACAGUGCAAACCUCUUCAGCCACAGAGAGCACAUCUUACGAUAGGAACGGGCUUGCUAGCAAAGUAUCAUUGGAAGAGAAACAUCGUGUUUUUGAAAGUCAAUCCACAUCAGGAGAAGAUGAUCAGAGUGAUAGUUUAGAUGACGAGGAAAUGUCAGACGGCUUUACAGGUAAAGGUGAUCGUGGACCAAGCUUCAUAGCCCGAAAGCCUACCAAUUUUGGAAGAUUGAUAGUUACCAGGGAUGCCCUAGAAGCGUGGUUAACGAAGAAGCGCACCAGAGAGUUAGUGAGGAGGCCGAUCGAAGCCUCGGAGGAAGGUAAAACUGUUUCAUAGCAUGCACAUUUGUACAUUAUAUCAUACAGCUACGCAUCCCUGUUUGGGCGUUUGUGUAGUGAAUUGUGUUGUGCAAGGCUGAAUGGGUAAAUAUAAGAGAGCCCUGCUGGAAAAGGUUCUUUCUAUUCGUGUAAGAUGAAGGAUGCCGAACCUACUGCUCCAGGUGCGGUCGCCUUAGAGCCUCAUCGUUUUAUACAUAGCAUCAUGAAAUGGAUCUCUUUUCAUUGUAUAUCGACGAGAGAUUUAAUUUAUUUCUGGAGAGAGAAGAAUGCUAGAGCAGCGGACACCUUCUUUCUGGCUCUGAACAUAAUGUUUCUGAGUAAACGCCUGAGUAAAU
This is a messenger RNA of Marchantia polymorpha subsp. ruderalis, 3900 nucleotides long. The record is from the annotation of a GenBank genome assembly. Lineage: Eukaryota; Viridiplantae; Streptophyta; Marchantiopsida; Marchantiales; Marchantiaceae.